Hippocampus comes (tiger tail seahorse) is the source of this 1513-nucleotide messenger RNA. Its product is annotated as endophilin-A2-like. NCBI's taxonomy places the organism in Eukaryota, Metazoa, Chordata, Actinopteri, Syngnathiformes, Syngnathidae. Gene Ontology annotation, biological process: synaptic vesicle uncoating. The coding region runs from base 309 to 1259 and encodes 316 amino acids. The transcript is spliced from 8 exons. Gene Ontology annotation, molecular function: protein binding. Gene Ontology annotation, cellular component: cytoplasm; presynapse; glutamatergic synapse. The record is from RefSeq and is a predicted model, not a curated record.
AGAAUCAUUUCAUUCCUCCACAGAUUUGUUUGUGUGAAUACGUGGAAACUCGCCACAAUUCACCACUGCACUAAAUUACACUUCGGGAACAGUCUAGCCGGUGUAUGUCCGGUGACAGUGGGACGACUCCCCCGCGGACGUGGAUGUGGACGUGGUCAAGUCGGCGUGUCCCGACCCAGUUGACGGACAUCUGUGCAAUCCUAUGAUACCUCCGAAUCAUUUCCACUCGUUUUGCCCCCAACGCUGCGCGGCCAACUUGGGACACUUUCACGCCACGAAAACGCCGUGAAGUUGAAGACACUGCCAAAAUGUCCGUGGCAGGCUUGAAGAAGCAGUUUUAUAAAGCGAGUCAGAUGGUGAGUGAGAAGGUUGGCGGCGCUGAAGGAACCAAACUUGAUGACGACUUCAGAGAUCUGGAGCGGAAAGUGGACGUGACCAGUAAGGCUGUCGCAGAAAUGAUCUCCAAAACAUCCGAAUAUCUCCAGCCGAACCCCGCAUCGAGGGCCAAACUAUCCAUGUUGAACACCAUGUCGAAAAUCCGCGGUCAGGUGAAGAACCCCGGCUACCCCCAGGCCGAGGGGCUUCUGGGAGAAUGCAUGACCAAGUAUGGAAGAGAACUGGGAGAGGAGACUAACUUUGGUGGCGCACUCGUGGAAGUCGGGGAAGCCAUGAAGAGAAUGGCGGAAGUCAAAGACUCGCUAGACAUUGACGUCAAACAGAACUUCAUCGACCCGUUGCAAGGCCUCUGCGACAAGGACCUCCGAGAAAUUCAGCACCACCUCAAGAAGCUGGAAGGUCGCCGCCUGGAUUACGACUACAAAAAAAAGCGGCAGGGCAAAAUUCCCGAUGAGGACAUCCGACAGGCCCUGGAGAAGUUUCACGAGUCGAAGGAAGUCGCGGAGACCAGCAUGUAUAACCUGCUGGAGACCGACAUCGAGCAGGUGAGCCAGCUCUCGUCUCUGGUGGAAUCCCAGCUGCAGUAUCACCGGCAAGCAGUCCAGGUCCUGGAGGAGCUGUCUGACAAACUCGGAGAAAGGAUGACUGAGGCCCAGUCCCGGCCAAGACGCGAAUACACGCCCAAGCCCAAACCUUUGUUUGACUUCGGGGAAGACAACCACUCCAACGGGGGCUACACCACCUCAAUGGCCCCGCCGCCUUCUCGCAACUCAGGUGAGGCACUCAUAAAUUUGCUGAAUUUCAUUUGGAAGGGGACACACAAUAUGUCCGGCGAUUCCGGGAAAACCGCCGCACGGAUUUGAGGACACGUCUGUUUCUCUGAAACUGAACCGAGAAACAUUCCAGCCAUUUCCAACGUGAUUGCACAAGACCUUCAUGAGUCAGUGCAGCUCAGCACAGAUAUGUCACACACAUCUGGCGGGUGCCUGUGUGUGUGUGUGUGUUUCUGUGUCUCUGUGUGUGUGUGUCUCUUUUGGCUGGCCAUUGUCUGACUGACCUUGGUCCUCUUCCCCGUGACAUCACCAGAACGAUCAAUUCACUGGGCCAGAUUCUCUUU